AUGAAGGACGAAGAAAUCGAAUAUGCAGCGCAAGACUUGAACCAGACAUUGUCGGUGGACGAAUCCAAGUCCAUCAAUAGUGAUGAUGCGUUGCUCUUGAGUAUGGGCAAGAAGCCCGAAUUGAGGCGUGUCUACAAUUUCUGGACGCUGUGUGCGUAUCAGAUCAUGAUCUCAUGCAGCUGGUCAUGCCUAGUGGUCCUGUACUCGACCAUCUUCGAUAUUGGCGGACCAUUUUGCCUACUCUGGGGAACCUUGUUCGUCGCGGUCGGCCAGACAUUGCUCAUGAUGUCCCUUGCCGAGUACUGUAGCAUAUGGCCCACAGCAGGCGGUCAGCAGUACUACACUCAAGCUGUUGCAACGGGCCCGACGAGACCUUUCUUGUCGUAUUUUGUGGGUUGGGCGGUCAUCGUUGGCGAGAUAUCCACGGGCUCCAGCUGUGCGCUCAACAGUGCUGAUAUCAUUGCCUCCUUUGUCGAAGUCACUCAUCCAGACUUUGCUUGGCAUCCGUGGCAUACAUGGCUCAUUUAUAGCGCCUUUCUCAUCGGCCCUAUCGCCAUCAAUCUGAAACAGAGGUGGCUACCAGCAAUGAACUUGUUCGGCGCUUUCUGGACCAUUGCUGGCGGUGUAGCUUGGGCAGUUGUCUUCGGUAUCAUGGCCAAACCGAAGCAUGACGCCAACUUUAUCUUUACCGAAUUUAUCAACAAUUCCGGGUAUACCAGCAAAGUUUGGGUGUUCGUCAUGUCGUUCUAUUCUCCAAUGUAUGGGUUGUACGGGACCGAUGGGAUGAUGCAUCUGGUCGAAGAGAUGAAGGAUGCGUCCAAGGAGGCCCCACGUGUGAUGGUGUGGGCAAUGAUUUUCUGCAGCAUCACGAGCUGGCUUGCAGCACUUCUCAUGAUGUGGACAGCUGGCAACUGGGAAUCGUACAUGACAGCCUCGCAACCUUACAUGAACUGGUGGAUGGACGUCACUCAUUCUGUCUACGGCGGAGGGAUAUUCUGCGCUUUGAUCAUGAUCGGCUUGAACUUCUUUAUCAUCGUUGGGACCAAUCUUGCAGGCUCGCGUCUCGCAUGGAGCAUGGCUAGGGACAAAGGACUUCCUUUCUCGGAGUACUUCGCCCAUGUUAGCACCAGAUUCCACAUCCCUCUGAGGACAAUGGUUGCUAUUCUGGUUAUUGACCUGAUUAUUGGGUUGAUUGUCCUCGGCAGCGAUCUAGCAUUUGAAUCGAUCAUUUCCGGAGGAGGUGUAACCUUGCAAAUAGGCUAUGUCACGCCCAUCAUUGUGGUCCUCAUCCGUGGACGCAAGAUCCUUCCACCCAGACCAUACUUCGACCUCGGGCGAUGGGGCUAUUUCGUCAACAUUGUCAGUGUAUGCUGGUCGUUAAUCAUCAUCGCCAUGUAUCUGUCCCCACUGUACGUGCCUGUGACAAUUGCCACAAUUGACUAUAUGAAUUGGUCAUGUCUGAUCGUGGGUGCGACUCUCUUGUUUCCCGGGAUUUAUUGGGUUUGGCGAGCCCGGUUUAGAUAUAUCAAGGAGAGCAAUUCUGUCCUGACCGAUAAUGUUGUCUUUAUUGAUGGGGUGGCUGUGGGUGGGAGUGAGGCAUUGAGAGCUGCUGCGUUGGAAAAAUGA
Molecule: messenger RNA, 1626 nt
Organism: Exophiala xenobiotica
Lineage: Eukaryota; Fungi; Ascomycota; Eurotiomycetes; Chaetothyriales; Herpotrichiellaceae
Exons: 10
Coding region: 1-1626 (541 amino acids)
Biological process (GO): transmembrane transport
Cellular component (GO): membrane
Molecular function (GO): transmembrane transporter activity
Source: RefSeq, a predicted model, not a curated record